This is a messenger RNA of Euleptes europaea (tarantolino), 2637 nucleotides long. RefSeq names its product aryl hydrocarbon receptor (gene AHR). The record is from RefSeq and is a predicted model, not a curated record. The coding region runs from base 1 to 2550 and encodes 849 amino acids. NCBI's taxonomy places the organism in Eukaryota, Metazoa, Chordata, Lepidosauria, Squamata, Sphaerodactylidae. The transcript has 11 exons. Gene Ontology annotation, molecular function: protein dimerization activity; nuclear receptor activity; transcription cis-regulatory region binding. Gene Ontology annotation, cellular component: aryl hydrocarbon receptor complex; nucleus. Gene Ontology annotation, biological process: regulation of transcription by RNA polymerase II.
AUGAACCCCAGUGUCACCUACGCCAGCCGCAAGCGGCGGAAACCCGUGCAGAAAAUAGUGAAACCUUCCCCUCCUGAAGGAGCCAAGUCUAACCCAUCAAAAAGGCACAGAGACCGACUGAAUGCAGAGUUAGAUCGCCUGGCUGGUCUUCUGCCAUUCCCUCAGGAUGUUAUUGCCAAGCUGGAUAAAUUGUCUGUGCUUAGGCUCAGUGUUAGUUACCUGAGAGCCAAAAGUUUCUUUGAUGUUACAUUAAAGUCAUCAGGUUCUUCAAAACUUGAUAGAAAUGGCAUCCUGGACAAAUGCCGACCUACUAAACCUGGAGAAAAUAUACAUCUACUAGAAGGAGAACUUUUACUACAGGCAUUAAAUGGCUUCGUUUUGGUGGUCACAUCCGACGCACUCAUAUUUUAUGUCUCUUCUACAAUCCAGGAUUACUUGGGUUUCCAGCAGUCUGACAUUAUACACCAGAGUGUAUUUGAAUUAAUUCACACAGAAGACAGACCAGAAUUCCAGCGCCAGCUUCACUGGGCUCUUAAUCCAACUCAGUCUACAGAUUCUGGACAAAUGAUAGAAGGAGAUAAUGGCUUUUCACAGUCAGCAACCUAUUAUAACCCAGAACAGCUACCUCCAGAGAAUUCUUCGUUUAUGGAACGAAACUUCAUCUGCAGAUUACGUUGCCUCCUGGAUAAUUCUUCUGGCUUCUUGGCCAUGAAUUUUCAAGGGAGAUUAAAGUUUCUUCAUGGUCAGAACAAGAAGGGUAAAGAUGGAGCUUCUAUAUCUCCUCAGUUGGCUUUAUUUGCUGUAGCCAGUCCUCUUCAGCCUCCUUCCAUCCUUGAAAUACGUACCAAAAACUUCAUCUUCCGAACAAAGCACAAACUGGACUUCACACCUAUAGGAUGUGAUGCAAAAGGACGAAUUGUGCUGGGUUACACCGAAGCAGAACUGUGCAUGAGAGGAACAGGAUAUCAGUUUAUCCAUGCAGCUGAUAUGCUUUAUUGUGCUGAGAAUCACGUCCGAAUGAUAAAGACAGGAGAAAGUGGCAUGACUGUAUUUAGACUUCUUACCAAAGAAAAUCGAUGGGCCUGGGUUCAAGCAAAUGCACGCCUGGUUUACAAAAAUGGAAGACCAGAUUAUAUUAUUGCCACUCAGAGACCUAUUACAGAUGAAGAAGGGUCAGAGCACUUACGGAAGCGAAACAUGAAGCUGCCCUUCAUGUUCGCUACAGGUGAGGCCGUCUUAUAUGAAAUGACAUUUCCUCAGCUUGGAUUAAUGGAUUCUUCUCAAGCAAAGGCUAAAAGCGGCUUUGGAAAAGGAGCAGCCUCCAAGGCUGCGCAACCCAAAGACUCUGUUGAUCCCAGCUCGCUUUUGGGAGCAAUGAUGCAGCAGGAUGAAUCUGUGUACCGCUGCCCACCUGCUUCCAACAAAAUUUCUUUUGAGAAGAACAUUUUUACAGAUGCCAGGGAUGAACUGGGUAAUGCCAUUGCCAGUGAUUGGCAGGAUAAUAUUGUGCCAGUGGGAAAUAGCAGCAUUCCCAAACAAGAGCAGAUUUCGUGUCCACAGAACAAUAACUUGAUGCUUUCUGAAGACAGUGCGGGGCUCUUUCAGGAUAACAAGAACAGUGAAUUGUAUCACAUCAUGAAAACACUGGGCAUUGACUUCGAAGAUCUAAAAUAUUUUCAGCAGGAUGAAGAAUUUUUUAAAAAUGAACUUUCUGGUGUGGAUGAUAUUAGAGACAUAGACAUUACUGAUGAAAUCUUGACCUACGUUCAGGAUUCCUUAAAUAAGACUGACCUUUUGUAUUCAGGGUGCCAGCAGCAACAGCCCAUGGUUCAGAACUCUAGCUGCUUAAUGCAGCAGCAAUUGGAGCAACACCCACCAGUGGCAGAACAAAGGCAGCUGUGUCAGAAGAUGAAGCACAUGCAGGUCAAUGGGAUGUUCACAAACUGGAACUCAGUCAGCAGCAUGCCUCUUAAUGCUUCACAGCAACAGUCUCUCCCGUGUGUCUUUUCUGGCAUGCAAGAAUUAACUCAGGAGUUCCCUUGCAAGUCUGAAGUCAACACUGCAACGUAUGCAUGUCGGCAAGAGUUUAUUCCUUACAAGCACCCCACGAACGUGUCCCAAGUUUCAGAUUUCGCACAGAUAGAUUUUCCAGUAGGAAGUUUUGACAGAGCAACGUAUUCAGGUUCUUCUGGCUUGGAGGAUUUUCUCGGUUGUUUGCAGCAAGUCCCUGAAAGUCAAGAUUGUGGAAUAAAUUCUCAGCCGGUUAUAGUAACUCCUCAGACAUGCUAUGCUGGUGCUGUAUCAAUGUACCAGUGUGUUUCUGAAAUGCAGACUGACUGCACAGAACAAAUGCAGUAUAAUCCCGUGGUGGCUGGACAGCAAACAUUGCUAAGCAAGUUCCAGAACAAUUUUAAUGGAGGAAGCCUGAAUGAUGCAUAUCCACCACAAUUAGAUGUCGUCAGCACCCAGCCUAGCACACACCUCCAGCCUAUUCAUCACCCAGCAGAAUCCAGAUCUUUCUCAGAUUUGGCAUCCAGUGGUUUUAUGUAAUUCAAGAGCAAAGUACUGCAUUUAUGUAAUUCAAGAGCAAAAUCAUGACUGGAUUAUUAAAAACCCAGAAUGGAGUUUGAAGUGGUU